GUCAGUCGGUCGGUCGGUGGUGCCGCUGCUGAGCAGAAAAACGGGGAAAAGACUUGCAAAUUGGCACCACCAAGAGAACUAACUCUCCAGUUCAACAUAAAACCCUGAAGAGGAAUACACCCGUUUUCAGGCCCUCCACACAUAGUGUAACUGAGGGCAGCAGCGAUGUCGGGCUCCUACGAUGACUCCAUGAUCGAUGUCUCCAGUGAUAGCUUCUGGGAGGUCGGUAACUACAAGCGUACGGUGAAACGGGUAGACGAUGGCAACCGACUCUGUAACGAUCUCAUGAACUGUCUUCAUGAGCGGGCACGCAUCGAAAAGGCCUACGCUCAACAGCUCACAGAGUGGAGCAAGCGCUGGCGGCAGCUCAUAGAGAAAGGACCUCAGUACGGGACCUUGGAGCGGGCAUGGUCUGCUCUGUGCACGGAGGCGGAGAAGGUGAGCGAGCUCCACAUGGAGGUGAAAUCAGCACUGAUGGGGGAAGACUACGAGAAGCUGAAGAACUGGCAGAGGGACGCCUACCACAAACAGAUGAUCGGCGGCUUCAAAGAGACUAAAGAGGCUGACGACGGAUUCCGCAAAGCUCAGAAACCCUGGGCCAAGAAACUCAAAGAGAUGGAGAUAAUGAAGAAGUCUUACCACUCUGCCUGCAAAGAAGAGAAGCUGGCAGCCAGCAGGGAGACCAACAGCAAGCUGGAGAGCAACAACAACCCUGACACCCAAAAGAAGCUCCAAGAAAAGGUGGAGAAGUGUCAGCAGGAGGUGCAGAAGACUAAGGAACGCUAUGAAAAAUCCCUUGAAGAGCUCGACAAGUUGACCCCUCAGUACAUGGAGAACAUGGAGCAGGUGUUUGAGCAGUGGCAGCAAUUUGAAGACAAACGCAUUGGCUUUUUCAGAGAGCUGUUGCUAGAGGUUAAACAGCACCUGGACCUCUCAACCAAUCACAGAUUCCAGACAGUGUACCACACGCUGGAAGACACAGUCUCUGCUACUGAUGCUGAGGAGGACCUAAAGUGGUUCCGCUCCAAUCACGGCCCUGGCAUGCCAAUGAACUGGCCCCAGUUUGAGGACUGGUCCGUAGACCUGAACCGGACCCUGAGCAGACGAGAAAAGAAGAAGCCAUCAGAGGGUGUCACACUGACAGGCAUCAAUCAAACUGGGUCAGACCAGCCUGUUCAGCCUGCCAAGACCAGCAGCAGCCUGACUGUACCCACUAAUGCGGUGCUGGUGGGCACGAACCCUUUCGAAGACGACGAAGACGAGGAAGAGCAGGAGGAGGAGACGGCAGUCGAGCAGCAGACCACAGUCAACCACAUCAGUGUGAAUAAAGAGGAAGUUAAAACUGCUAGCAGUAUGGAGAAGACUCCUGACUGGUCAGACGAAGACACGGGUGCUAACCCUUUCUCAGCCAACGGAGAUGGGAAUCCAUUUGAGGACGAGCCAACUUCUCCGGUCGUAUCGGUCGCUGUGAAAGCCCUCUAUGAUUACGAAGGACAGGAGCAGGAUGAGCUGAGCUUCAAAGCAGGGGAAGAGUUCAUCAAAAUUGGCGAAGAAGAUGAUCAGGGCUGGUGCAAAGGUCGGCUCAAGGAUGGACAAACAGGCCUCUAUCCUGCUAACUAUGUGGAAGACAUGCAGUAAUAAAUUAUGACGAAUGUAUGAAUGUGAAGAAGAAAGUGGCAUGUUAAGAAAUGACAGUGUGGCUGGAAACAAGAAGACUCUGCCUUACUUACCUUUUCUCCCUGUUUGUGAAGACUGGACUGAGUGGGAGAUAAGGACAGAUAAGAGCAGAUGUAUAUUAUAUUAAAAAGACCACUUGAGAUACUGUUGCUUGCUACACAUUUUGACCCUCAUAGAAACUAAAGUGCAAAAAGUGGAACUGAAACACAAGUUUAUAGAUGAUUCCAGGUGAGAGAAAAAUUGCUGUCAGUGUAAGAUUUGUUACUCAAAGCAACAGUUGUCUUACAGUCCAAUUUAUGCUGUUACAAAAAUAGAUAAUCAACUAUAUAUUAGAUAAGACUCACUAAAAAUGUAUGUGUGAAUUUAUAUAUAGUUUAAAGAAACACUGGGAUGACAGUGACAAAUUGUCUUGUUACAUGCAGCCUUAACAUGCAAGCCACUAUGGAUUCAUUAAGGGAGAUUACCCUCUUUAUAACCAUAAUUAUCUAUUUUAGGUUUGAAACUAUUUCUGAAGCUGUUAGAAUUGAGUCCAUAAAUGUUUAUCAGCUGAUCUUCUGGAUGAAAUUAGUCAGAUUGAACUUGAUUUUAAACUACAUUGUUCUGUCAUUCCUUUUCAGGGUUUUUUUUUUUGUUUUUUUUGUUGUUGUUUUUUUUCCAUUCAGUUCAUAACUGUUGUGGUUAUUCAAUAAGGAAUGAUUAAGACCAGUAGAGCCUUAUCCUGACGUAGCCUUCAUUUAGCUCACAGUGGGCGAGAUUUCCUCUAGUCACUGCAAUUGAAUGUACACUCACUGAUUGUAUUUUCUCACUUAUUAAUUGUUCACUUGUGCCGAUGUUGGAUCUUUGCAACCACUGACCUGUUCCCCCCACAAAUAACUGUCCUCAAAGCCUUAUAUAAAAAUCUCUACUCUCUGUUAAUUGUAGAUUGUAAUACUUUUUUUUUUUUCAUGCAACACUGAACAUUUUUCAGAAAACUUUUCUGACUUGAAGCUCUGUGUUUUUAAGUCUCUUGCUUGUUUUUCAUACAUCAAGUUAUGGGAUGGGAGAGUGUUUUAGUGUUUGUUUAUUACAAGUCAAGCAAUAAAAGUCACAGUCAAGUAUGGUGUUGUUAUACAUGCAUGUAAAUAGCCAAGAUUAAACGUAUAAGAACAAAUUAAGCGUUGAGAUGCAGAUGAUUUUUAGUUGGACAAUUGAUGAUUGUUAAUUUAUGAUGCAACAAGGGCUUUUCUUCUCUUGUUAGAAUGCUGUGACUGAGAAUCAGUUUGUACAAAAAUCGAAUGUUUUAUGACAAAUAUCCCUUGAAUCUGUUAUUUUGUUAUAUUUGUACAUAUGAUUAUUUUUCUCUUUUCCAGAGGGCCAUACACAUUUUAAUUAAUCAACAAAUACUAUGUGAAUAAUUGCUAAAAAAAAAUGUUUUCUCUUGGAAGUGUUGCCAUAAAUCGAUAUACCUGAUUCCACAUGUGUUUUGAUCAUCGAGUAUUUUGUCAGCUUGCCUGUUUGGAGAGAUGAACUGCAGGCUUUUCACUUGUGCAAGCUCCAAAAUAAUUAAUUGCAUAGUUUAUCAAUGAAAUCAACAAAACAAAAAAAAUCUGCUAUUUGAUGCCUUCACUAAGUUGUCUCUUAUAAUAGUGAGAAAGGAGAUGUUUUGCCAUGUUUUCAGGGCACGCUGUCAUCGGACACAGCAACGGCUGUACUUGCACAGUAAGGUUUGUAAAUGUUGUCCCACGACAUAAUAAAUGAAUUUAUUGGGAAAA
Messenger RNA from Scomber scombrus (Atlantic mackerel), 3428 nucleotides. It is a transcript of the gene pacsin2, whose product is annotated as protein kinase C and casein kinase substrate in neurons 2. Gene Ontology annotation, biological process: plasma membrane tubulation; regulation of endocytosis; cytoskeleton organization. NCBI's taxonomy places the organism in Eukaryota, Metazoa, Chordata, Actinopteri, Scombriformes, Scombridae. The record is from RefSeq and is a predicted model, not a curated record. The coding region runs from base 166 to 1638 and encodes 490 amino acids. The transcript is spliced from 11 exons. Gene Ontology annotation, molecular function: phospholipid binding; protein binding. Gene Ontology annotation, cellular component: cytoplasm; plasma membrane; endosome.